This is a messenger RNA of Nicotiana attenuata, 393 nucleotides long. Its product is annotated as UPF0057 membrane protein At4g30660-like. Lineage: Eukaryota; Viridiplantae; Streptophyta; Magnoliopsida; Solanales; Solanaceae. The record is from RefSeq and is a predicted model, not a curated record. Bases 35 to 250 code for a protein of 71 amino acids. The transcript has 2 exons. Gene Ontology annotation, cellular component: membrane.
CCCACCCCCCACCCCACCUACCCCACCCAAAGAAAUGGUCUCAAGAUGUGCAAUUGUCUGUGAAAUAUUACUAGCAAUCUUACUUCCUCCUCUUGGUGUUUGCCUCCGCCGUGGUUGCUGCACUUUGGAGUUUUUGAUUUGCUUGGUGUUGACCAUAUUGGGCUAUGUUCCUGGAAUUAUUUAUGCUCUAUAUAUAAUCAUCUUUGCCGAGACUGAAGCACCAAGUGAUCGUUAUGACACUCUUACUUGAUCCUUAUGUUUGUGGUUGUCUUGUUUUAGCUUGUAUUUUACUUAUUAUUUGGACAUGAACUAUGUAUGUAUAUUGUAUCCUAUGUCACUUGUUUUGAAUCAACUCUUGCAAUAUAAAUAUAUGUAAGUUUUCAGUGUUUUACA